This is a messenger RNA of Spirometra erinaceieuropaei, 1521 nucleotides long. Lineage: Eukaryota; Metazoa; Platyhelminthes; Cestoda; Diphyllobothriidea; Diphyllobothriidae. The record is from the annotation of a GenBank genome assembly.
AUGGCGCUCGCCGUCCUCGGCCGCGCUCCUCGUCAACACCAGGACUGGUUCGACGACAACGACGCCGCCAUCAGAAAUCUGCUUGCUGAGAAGAACCGCUUACACAAAGCCUACGUAGAUCACCCCACCGAGGACAACAAAGCUGCUUUCUACCACAGUCGCCGCCAGCUUCAGCAACGACUGCGCGAGAUGCACGACGCCUGGACUGCUCGCGAAGCUGAGGAGAUCCAAGGGUACGCGAACCGCAACGAAUGGAAGAACAUCUUCUCUGCGAUCAAAGCUGUCUACGGUCCGCCGACGAAGGGCACUGCUCCUCUCCUCAGCGCCGACGGUAGCACUCUCCUGACUGAGAAGACUCAAAUUCUACAGCGAUGGGUCGAGCAUCUCCGCGGCGUCCUCAAUCACCCCUCCACCAUCUCCGACGUCGCCAUCGCCCGUCUGCCGCAAGUGGAGACCAACGUGGACCUCGACCUCCCGCCAUCUCUCCAGAAAACCAUCAGGGCCGUGCAGCAGCUCUCCAGCGGGAAGGCACCCGGAUCGGACGCAAUCCCUGCUGAGGUCUACAAGCACGGAGGUCCCCUACUGAUGGAGCACCUGACUGCGCUCUUCCAGGAGAUGUGGCGUCAAGGUGAAGCCCCGCAAGAUUUCAAGGACGCAACAAUCGUGCACUUAUACAAGCGAAAAGGGAACCGCCAAGUUUGCGACAAUCACCGUGGCAUCUCCUUGCUGAACAUCGCCGGGAAGAUCUUCGCUCGCAUCCUGCUCAACCGCCUCAACAACCAUCUGGGACAGGGCCUACUUCCGGAAAGCCAGUGCGGUUUCCGUCGCCAUCGCGGGACCAUGGAUAUGAUCUUCUCCGCCCGUCAACUUCAGGAGAAGUGUCAGGAGAUGCGGACCCAUCUGUAUUCUACCUUCGUUGACCUGACGAAAGCCUUCGACACGGUGAAUUGUGGAGGACUGUGGAAGAUCAAACAGAAAUUCGGCUGUCCGGAGCGAUUCACUCAGAUGGUACGUCAGCUGCAUGACGGUAUGAUGGCUAGAGUCACGGAAAACGGAGCUGUCUCAGAGGCAUUCGCAGUGACCAACGGAGUGAAGCAGGGAUGCGUGCUGGCACCAACCCUCUUCAGUCUUAUGUUCUCCGCCAUGCUGAUGGACGCCUACCGCGACGAACGCCCUGGAAUCCGCAUCGCCUACAGAACGGACGGUCAUCUCCUGAAUCACCGGCGCAUGAACUUCCAAUCGCGCGUAUCCACAGCCACCGUGCACGAACUCCUCUUCGCCGACGACUGCGCCCUGAACACCACCUCGGAAGAGGAGAUGCAACGGAGCAUGGACCUGUUCUCCGCUGCCUGCGAGAACUUCGGUCUGGUCAUUAACACGCAGAAGACGUUGGUGAUGCAUCAACCGCCACCCAAAUCAGCCACUCCCCCCAACGCGCCGCAAAUCAUUGUGAAUGGGACCCAACUGCAAGUGGUGGAUAUCUUCCCGUACCUGGGCAGUACCCUCUCCCGCAACACCUAG